UCCAACCGAUAUAGAGUUUGCCAUUAUUCAAAUUCCUCCAGUAGGCAUUGCUGUUGAGAACAGUCCUACUCCUACUCAUUCAGACAAGUCGACAGAGGAUUCGGAUGACUUUUCUCCUACACCUGAUCUUCAGUGUAAGAAGAAACAUGCUGCAGGUGUUGAUCCAUCUUCAUCAGCGCCCCAUAAAAUGUGCAAAGAACAGAUUAUUCACCCCUCAAAUACAGAGACUCAAUCCAAGAUUCAUCUUGUUGGUGUAUCUGAAAUUGCAUAAAAUGUUGAACAUCACAAUCAACCAGUAGAUUCCAAAAAUGAUGAAGUAUCUUCUUUGAGGAAAGACCUAAAUUCAUUCAAAGAAUAUGUGAGUUUUUUAUCCACAUAUUAAACACUACAGUUUAGUGCUUAACAUUCGUAUAUUGUUGGCGCACUUUCCUAAUUAUUUACUUCUUGCUAAUGUUGUGGGCGAGUUCAAGUCUCUGAGAUCAUUGAUAAAUGAUAACUUUAAGAUGCUUUCUGGCCAUCUUCAAGAUAAUCAGCAAAAAGAAAGUUUACACCAGAGAAAGGAAGCCGCAGGGAGACGUGAUGAUGGUAUUGAAAUGUCAUAUGAUGCCAACGUACAAGAUAUUCCAAAAGGUCACAAACAGACUGAUACAGCUGUCGGCAAUAAUGUUGAGAAUACAAUGGGUAAUGCUCUUUGUGUGGAGUCAAGAGUGGAGGGGAAUACUCCAUUGGAGGUGCCGUGCAACAUACCACCUAUAGGCCAAGAGGGUGUAUCUACAGAUUACUAUGUAUCGCAAUUUGAGCUGGACAACAAGUUUCUUGCAAGUCAAAUUUUAGAAACUAGAAUUGUGAUACACAAUAGUGCAAAAAAUGUUGAAUCAACCCCAUUACCAUCUCAUAGGAAUUGGCGACCAAGUAGAUGGUAUUCUUCACCUUACGAGUCUAACUUCGACUCCGCAGGUACCUCAGUAAAGUUGACCCCCAUAUUUGAAAAAAGACAUCCCUUUGAGGAUGAUUCAAUAACGGGGCCACAUCCUACAUUGAUCAUUCAGGAAUACGAGAAAUGAGUUCGUGAUGGUCUUCUCACUAGACAUGAACAGAAGUGAUUUUGUUCCCCGCAUAUUGACAUCAUAUUCUACUAUUUGAGAAAGAAAGGAAAGUACAACCAAACAACCAACUUCAAGUAUACAACUGUUGAUUGUAUAUUCAAGACAAGAAUCGCAGAAAUCUUUGACAGGUAUGCUGAUACAGAUAGUAAUGCAAACGUAGCCAAAGAAGAGGAUGUGGUAUGUGAGUACAUAAAGGGCUAUAGAUUGCUAGCUAAUGUACCUUGACAUACUGUUGAUAAUGUCUUGAUACCAGUCAACUUGAAGGACAAACUACACUGGAUAUUGGUUGCGGUCUCAUUCAAGGAGAGAUGUAUCAAAGUGUAUGACUCGUACAGAUCUGCAUGUCAUGAUGCCUAUGUAGCUUCUGAGAUAUAUAAGCUUGCUAAGCUUGUACCUCUGUAUCUAUCAAUUAGUGGCUUUUACAGAUAUAGUCAAGGCAUAGAUUGGUCUACUUACUCAACAUACACUGACAAGUCACGUACUGAUCCCUUUGAAGUUGUUUUCAUAUCAAAUCUGCCUCAACAAAAAGCUGGGAGCAUGGAUUGUGGGGUGCAUGUUGCGACAUACGCAUAGUUUCUGAGCACUCUUGGUGAGGUUCCAUAAACAAAAUUUGAUUCCAAUCUACUCCGUCAAAGAUAUGGUGCUCUCCUCUGGGACUAUGCUAUGCGGAAGAUAGAAGCUGAUGCCACAAGCGAGAAUGAAGCACCCACAAAUAUUGCUAG
Molecule: messenger RNA, 1828 nt
Organism: Nicotiana tabacum (common tobacco)
Lineage: Eukaryota; Viridiplantae; Streptophyta; Magnoliopsida; Solanales; Solanaceae
Source: RefSeq, a predicted model, not a curated record